Molecule: messenger RNA, 1142 nt
Organism: Sinocyclocheilus grahami
Lineage: Eukaryota; Metazoa; Chordata; Actinopteri; Cypriniformes; Cyprinidae
Product: tumor necrosis factor receptor superfamily member 5-like
Exons: 5
Coding region: 144-851 (235 amino acids)
Biological process (GO): apoptotic process; signal transduction; negative regulation of apoptotic process
Cellular component (GO): membrane; external side of plasma membrane
Molecular function (GO): protein binding; transmembrane signaling receptor activity
Source: RefSeq, a predicted model, not a curated record
UAAAAAAAACCCUGUUAUUUAUCAGUAAUUAUUGCAUUAAACAUUUAACAGGAAGUAAGGGCAGUUACAGCCAAGUAAUAUAUUCAUGAUUUUUAUGACUCUUUACAUUCUCUACUAACACAUUUAAAGUCAUUCCAGGUGUCAUGUGUCAUUCUGAACCUUCACGCGCCUUUUUUUUCUCUUCCAGUAAGAUGCUUGGCUUGCUCAGUGUCCUCCUGCUCUCGUCACAUGUCCUUCCUCUCGUCCAGUCACAGCAGUGCAAUGAAAGAACAGAGUACUUGAAAGACAAUCGGUGCUGCAAAAAAUGUAAACCAGGGCAGCUUAUGACACAGAAAUGCGGAGUAGGAAUGACUGACACUCAGUGUUCCCCAUGUGGAAAUGGCUUCUUCAUGGAUGAAUAUAAUGUCAAUAACAACUGGUGCAAACAUUGCACAACGUGCACCAAGGAAUAUAUGAAGAAUAUGAAGGACUGUACGGCGACAAGUGAUGCAGUGUGUACAUGUGAGGAGGGCUACAGAUGCAGUGACAGCAAAUGCCAGACGUGUGAGAAAAUUCAGACAACUACUGUUACUACUUCUACUCCUUCUACUAAAACAAUACCGCCCACCCAUGAUAAUGUGUGGAUCUCGGUGAGUCUGUGUUUUGCGUGUGUGUGUGUGUGCGCUCUGCUCACCUGUUUCCUUCUCAUCAGCAGACAUGCACGACCAUGUGGAUGGAUCAUGUCAACAUCAAUCGGUCUCUGCCCCUCCAACAAGAGCAUCUUUGGAUCCAGUCAGUGCACAGAGGAAGAGGAGGUACCAAUGCCAGUGCAGGAGGUGUGUGGAAAGACUGAAAAACUGGAGGAUGUCUGAGAAAAGAGCAGGAAGAAGACCGCUGAUGCGUCUAUGGAUUGAGUAUUUACUCUAAUACAAACCUGCUGCUGCCAUUUACGCAAGAGAAAAUCUGCACUCAGGUGGCCCAUAUGAAGGAUCUGUGAGAAUGACUGUCCAUCCUGAGAAAUGCUGAGAUAGAGAGAGGUUUGAGUUGCCACUGCACAUAAGGAGACACUCAACAUACAACAUAAGGGCUUAUCUUUUUCAACAAAUGAAGGUUUUAUUCUCUGCACGCUUGUUUGUAUUUAUAAUCGAGUAGUUUUUGCACAA